AUGGAUGAUGCUAUGGCUGAUCAAGAUCCACCUUCAUCAGGAGGAGACCUGAAGGAUGAUACUUUAGGCCCCAACGGUCUCGUCAAAACGUCUGAGUUCAUCAGGCUAAUCAUCGACGCACUUACCUCUCCUGGAUUCAACGCCAUCGCUACCGAGUUAGAGAAACAAUCUCGCAUUCCUCUUCACAGUCCUGCAGCCAAACAGUUUCUUGAGCUAGUAAAGAACCAAGAAUGGUACAAAAGCAUUGACGCAAUGAAGCAGCUUCAACUGUCUGAUGAAAACUCUGUGAUACUACUCCUACUAGAGCAAAAGUACCUCGAGUUUCUCAAGAACGAACAAGUCCCCGAAGCUCUCAACACCGUAAGGGAAGAGAUCACACCUCUUGGUCUUGACCCACGUCUCCUUCACAAGCUCGCAUCCAAGAUUCUCAAGCCAGAUCCUGUUGGUGAAGAAGAAGAUACGGAGGUUGUGAAGAAGAAACUGCAAGAGCUGCUUCCUCUUGGAGUUAUAGUCCCGGAGAGAAGGCUGGAGUAUCUCUUAGACGAUGACCUUGAUACUCAGCGGGGGCAAUGCGACUUCCAUAAUGUUCAAGAUAGUGAUUUGUCCUUAUUCUCUUAUCAUUACUGUGAUAAAAGAAAAAUCCCUUCAGAGACUCUCCAGGUAUUGAGUGAACAUACGGAUGAAGUCUGGUUCUUGACGUUCUCACAUGAUGGCAAAUGCUUAGCUUCUUCUUCCAAGGACAAAACAGCUAUUCUCUGGGAGAUGGAUGCUGAAGGGAAGUUUACUCAAAAGCAUAAACUUGUGGGACACGAGAAACCAGUAGUAGCAGUAUUAUGGAGUCAUGACGAUCAACAAGUCAUUACAUGUGGAGAAAACGAAGUCAUCAAGCGCUGGGACGUUGGUUCAGGACAAUGUGUUCAAACCUAUGGAAGAGUUGAUGUUGGUUCCGUUUCUUGUGGUUGGCUUCAUGACGGUGCAGGUGUAAUCGGUGCAAUGUCAGACAGACGGAUCCAUCUGUGGAGUUUAGAUGGGACUGAGAUGCAGCACGAGCAAGAGCAAAGGGCGCAAACGCUUUCUGAUGUAGCCAUGACGAGUGAUGGGAAGUGGAUUGUAAGCGUGGGGAAGGAGCAGCAUGAGAUCUCGUUGUUUAGUAGAGAAACCAGAGCUGAGAGAGUGAUACAACUAGAGGAGAAAGAGAUGAUCACAUCGUUCUCACUUUCUAGAGACAACAAGUAUCUUCUUAUCGACCUCGUUACACAGGAGAUCCAACUCUGGGUUAUAGGAGGUGAUGAACCGUUCUAUCUUUCGGAAUACGAUGGACACAAGCGUACUCGGUUUAUUAUCAGGUCUUGCUUUGGUGGGUAUGAUGAAGAUUUCAUCGCUAGUGGGAGUGAGGAUUCUCAGGUAUACAUAUGGCACGUAGCAAAAGGGUUGAGACCUUGUCGUGUGUUGCGUGGACAUUCAGGAGCUGUGAACUGUGUGAGUUGGAACCCAACUGAUAUUCAUAUGCUGGCUUCAGGGAGUGAUGAUAGAACCAUCCGGAUUUGGGGACUUGCCAAGAAGUAG
This is a messenger RNA of Brassica oleracea var. oleracea, 1566 nucleotides long. Its product is annotated as WD repeat-containing protein 26-like. Lineage: Eukaryota; Viridiplantae; Streptophyta; Magnoliopsida; Brassicales; Brassicaceae. The record is from RefSeq and is a predicted model, not a curated record. Gene Ontology annotation, molecular function: protein binding. Bases 1 to 1566 code for a protein of 521 amino acids. The transcript has 4 exons.